Cadophora gregata is the source of this 492-nucleotide messenger RNA. RefSeq lists its product as uncharacterized. Lineage: Eukaryota; Fungi; Ascomycota; Leotiomycetes; Helotiales; Ploettnerulaceae. Gene Ontology annotation, biological process: vacuolar protein processing. The transcript has a single exon. Bases 1 to 492 code for a protein of 163 amino acids. The record is from RefSeq and is a predicted model, not a curated record. Gene Ontology annotation, cellular component: intracellular membrane-bounded organelle.
AUGGCGCAAAAGGCAAAGAAAGACCGCGCGAAAGCAAACAUCGCCAGCCUCAACAGUCUUCACAUCGGCACUGCUACGGCCAAUGGCAUAUUCCUCCUCUUCAACCUCCUCAUUAAACGCCGCUCCCUCCUCGCGUGGACCGUCCUCUCGAUUCCCUCCAUCGUCGCCGAGUACAUCCUCGAAACAUCUGGCCGUCCCAAAUACGAUGCCGCUACCAAGACCUUGAAAAGCUCUGGCGAGGACCUUGCUGCUCCCGGAUUGACGGAAUAUAUGUUCGAUAUCAUUUGGGUUACCUGGCUGUGCUUGAUCUCCGUCAUUAUAUUUGGAAACUGGGGAUGGAUUGUUUGGAGCAUCAUCCCAGCCUAUGGGCUGUAUAAGGGGUAUGGAUUAUUGGGAAUGGCUAAGGGUAUGAUGGGUGGUGCGCAGGCUGGACAGAUCCCUGAGGAGCCUGUUGCUGCACCAGGAAACAGGAAGCAGAGAAGGGCUGCAUAG